CAUAGACAAUUCCAGCUAACUGUCACUGUAUCAAGUGCCUUGUCCGUGGCUCCAUUGUGUUUUCGCGUACUCUAAGCAAGAAGGAAACGAUCUGCAAACGCUGCGCUGUUCUGUGCAUUAUUGCGAACAUUUGCUGGUAAACCUCCCUGCCCGCCAUCAAGCAAGCUUAACACUGUAAGCCCAACAACGACAGCAGCAUCAACAACAACAAUCAUGUCGUCGCGCAAAACUGCCGGACGCCGCGGCACGACGAAGAAGCGGGCCCAGCGCGCCACCUCGAACGUGUUCGCCAUGUUCGACCAGGCCCAGAUUGCCGAGUUUAAGGAGGCGUUCAACAUGAUCGACCAGAACCGGGACGGCUUCAUCGAGAAGGACGACCUGCACGAUAUGCUCGCGUCGCUCGGCAAGAACCCGACCGAGGAGUACCUCGAGGGCAUGAUGAACGAGGCGCCCGGUCCGAUCAACUUCACCAUGUUCCUGACGCUGUUCGGCGAGCGGCUGCAGGGCACCGACCCGGAGGAGGUGAUCAAGAACGCGUUCGGCUGCUUCGACGAGGAGAACACGGGCGUGAUCAACGAGGACCGGCUGCGCGAGCUGUUGACGACGAUGGGCGACCGGUUCACCGACGAGGACGUGGACGAGAUGUUCCGCGAGGCGCCGAUCAAGAACAGCCUGUUCGACUACAUCGAGUUCACCCGCAUCCUGAAGCACGGCGCCAAGGAUAAGGAUGAGCAGUGAGAGCGACAGACUAACCAUGCGGUUGUUGUUUUUUUUCACCAGUUUUCACCCAAGCUUUCUUUUCUCACCUUUUUCCCCCUUCCCGUUCUGCAUUUAGGGAGAGCGCGAGUACGCAAGAAGACUCAUGAACAGACAGACAAAAGUAAAAGAACCAUCCCCAACUAACACAUUUAUUCACGUUACGCAAGUAAUUACACCCCAUCCCCUCUUCAGUAUUGCUAACCCUCGAAACACGUGUUUGCCGGUCGCAAACGAAGCUGUCCCGUUAUCGACUAAUUCGAUCAUAAAUGUAAUUGGCCUGCGGUGCGAACGUACUACUAAUCCCUACUAUACGAGCGAGGCACACAAAACCACCAGCCGACUAGCAACACACACGGAGUACACGGUACAUUGAGGAAUGUUAACAGAUGUUUUGUCGAGCGUUCGUUUAGAAUGUAGACCUGUAUUUUGUCGAAAAUGAAACAUUACCAACUUUGAUGCGGGGCAA
Anopheles merus is the source of this 1225-nucleotide messenger RNA. RefSeq names its product myosin regulatory light chain sqh (gene sqh). Lineage: Eukaryota; Metazoa; Arthropoda; Insecta; Diptera; Culicidae. The record is from RefSeq and is a predicted model, not a curated record. Bases 214 to 738 code for a protein of 174 amino acids. Gene Ontology annotation, molecular function: calcium ion binding; myosin heavy chain binding. Gene Ontology annotation, biological process: post-embryonic development; locomotion. The transcript has 2 exons. Gene Ontology annotation, cellular component: myosin II complex; cytoplasm.